AUGAGGCAGAAGAAAACGCUCAAGGUGAGCAUCCACGAAAUUAAAAAGUACUGCCCCUUCGUGAAAGACAUACAACUCUUUUACAAUGCCAACGAGAGCAAAAGCAAAGACAAGCAAAACAAAAACAAUGUGGUCUUGUCAGUCAUGUCCAAUCUGUGCCCAGUGGGAAAGGCCAUUAACGAAAAGCGUCUAAUCAUAAUAGACAACAAAUCGAAAAUAAAUAUUUUUAAAAUUCUCAGAAAGUCUAAUAUCAUAUCGAGGCAUUUGGUGGACUCUUUGGCAGCUCGACGUGGGACGAUGGAGCUAAAAGGGGAGCAGGGGGGUGAGGAAAAUGGGGGGGUUAGUGGAGUUGGUAAAAUAUUGCGUGGUGCGUAUAGUCUUACCGAUGACGUUUGCAGAACGGAACAUAACCUUUGUGGAGAAUGCGUGUGUAAGAGCUGGGGCCAGACUCCCCCACAAGAAAAUACCCUUAGUGUAGUUGAAAAUAAGCCCAGUGGCUCAUUAACAUGGUCAAAUGAAGCCUACAAAAUAUUCCAAGAACAGUGCACAAAGGAUUUAAAAGAACUUUUAAAUAAACUUUAUUUAGACAAAAGAUACAGAGUGUUUACCAUCCUAAACAAAUGUAGAAAGUAUUAUCCAAAUGUACAUGUCGAAAAUGGCAAAUUAUUGCUUCCCAUUUUUUUUGAAUUUUUUCAAAAUUUUGGCUACAAAAGUUGUGUUGGGAAUGGUGCUUACAGAAUUGGGGGCGACUAUGAUGCCUUCGCGGAUGGAUUGAAAAGUGUCUCCUCAAGGAAGGAAAAAAGUAAUACGUGGAAGGCUUCCCACUUGUGGACAUCUCCCCACGUGUGCACACCUACGAUGAGGACAACCAACAACCAAACGGUCGUGUGGUGCUCUAACGAUUAUCUAUGCUUGUCGAAUAACCAGCAAGUGAUAGAUGUGGGAAUAGACACGUUGAAAAAAAUUGGGAACAGUAGUGGAGGCACAAGAAACAUCUCAGGUAGUUUACUAAAUCAUAGUCACUUGGAAUAUAUUUUGGCUAAAUGGUUUAAUAAAGACAGUGCAUUAUUAUUUACUUCGGGGUAUAUAGCAAACGUGGGUGCAUUAGAAACAUUGGGAAAAUUACUAAAUCUUGUGUUCGUGUCGGACCAAAUGAAUCAUGCAUCUAUAAUAAAUGGAAUCCGAGAAUCCAGAUGUGAAAAAAUUAUAUUCAAACAUAACGAUAUGGUAGAUCUAGAAAAGGUUUUAAAAAAUUUAAGAACAAAUAAAGAAUAUCAAAAUAGAAAAAUUAUGAUUGUGUUUGAAUCCAUUUAUAGUAUGUCAGGCAAUAUUUCUAACAUUCCACGUAUUGUUCAGCUAGCCAAAAAAUAUAAUGCACUUACCUAUGUUGAUGAGGUUCACGCGGUAGGAUUGUACGGAAAAACGGGUUCUGGAUAUUUAGAAGAAUUAAAUCUAUGUGAUCAUAUUGAUAUAAUUAAUGGUACUUUAUCCAAAGCGAUAGGUUCUUUGGGUGGGUUCAUUUGUGCCAACAAGUAUUAUAUUGACGUCAUUAGAUCCUACUCUCCCCAUUUUAUUUUCACCACGUCCUUGACGCCUGUUAAUAUUAACACAUCUGCGGAGGCCAUUCACAUAAUUCAGACGGACAUAAAUUUGAGAAAUAAAUUUCGUCAAGUUGUCCAAAAGACAAAGGAAAAGUUGGAGCAAAAGGGGAUCCAUAUUAUGAAGAACAACUCCCACAUUGUUGUGGCCUUGAUUAACUGUGCUGAGAAAUGCAAGCAAAUUUGUGACGAGCUGCUGACGGAACAUAAUAUAUACCUGCAGCCGAUUAAUUACCCGACCGUUUCGAGGGGAUCGGAAAGGAUCAGAAUCACGCCCUCGCCGUACCACACAGAUGAGCACAUUGAAAAACUGGCGAACAGCCUUUAUCUGCUCUUCAAGAAGUACCAAGUAAAUAUGUUUGAUAGGAAGAACAGUCAAGCGGAAAUGAAGCUAUAG
Plasmodium fragile is the source of this 1995-nucleotide messenger RNA. Its product is annotated as 5-aminolevulinic acid synthase. Gene Ontology annotation, biological process: heme biosynthetic process. The record is from RefSeq and is a predicted model, not a curated record. Lineage: Eukaryota; Apicomplexa; Aconoidasida; Haemosporida; Plasmodiidae. The transcript is spliced from 2 exons. Gene Ontology annotation, molecular function: 5-aminolevulinate synthase activity; pyridoxal phosphate binding. Bases 1 to 1995 code for a protein of 664 amino acids. Gene Ontology annotation, cellular component: mitochondrion.